Acanthisitta chloris (rifleman) is the source of this 524-nucleotide messenger RNA. Its product is annotated as myosin-7B-like. Lineage: Eukaryota; Metazoa; Chordata; Aves; Passeriformes; Acanthisittidae. The record is from RefSeq and is a predicted model, not a curated record. Gene Ontology annotation, molecular function: ATP binding; actin filament binding; cytoskeletal motor activity. Gene Ontology annotation, cellular component: myosin complex. The annotation marks the transcript as partial. The transcript has 5 exons.
AUGGUCGAUAUGUCAGAAUUCGGGGAGGCUGCUCCCUUCCUCCGAAAGAGCGAGAACGAGCUGAUGAAGGCUCAGACCGUUGCCUUCGAGGGGAAGAAGAGAUGUUGGGUUCCUGAUGACAAGUUAGCUUAUGUUGAAGGUGAAAUUACAGAAACCAGCGGAGGCAAAGUGACCGUGCAGACAGAAGAUGGAAGGACCAUGACUCUAAAAGAAGAUGAUGUGCAGACAAUGAACCCUCCCAAAUUCGACAUGAUAGAGGACAUGUCUAUGCUGACCCAUCUGAACGAGGCGUCUGUGCUGUCCAAUCUGAAAAAACGCUACACCAACUGGAUGAUCUAUACAUAUUCGGGUUUAUUCUGUGUGACCAUAAAUCCCUACAAGUGGUUGCCUGUCUACAAGCCAGAGGUUGUUGCUGCAUACAAAGGCAAGAGGCGCUCAGAGGCUCCUCCCCACAUCUUCUCCAUUGCUGACAACGCAUACCACGACAUGCUGCGUAAUCGGGAGAAUCAGUCUAUGCUGAUCAC